Adineta ricciae is the source of this 480-nucleotide messenger RNA. NCBI's taxonomy places the organism in Eukaryota, Metazoa, Rotifera, Eurotatoria, Adinetida, Adinetidae. The record is from the annotation of a GenBank genome assembly.
AUGGCAGAUCCGCAAUUGGUUUCUGUUCCAUCAAUACCUAUACCUGAACGACCAAAUACACGUAAUAAUGGGAAUCAACAAAACAAUGACCACAGUGUACCAGUACAGAAAGUGUCGUUCAUGUUAACUCCAACUGAAUGGAAGGCGGCGUAUAGUCAAUCAAAAAAGAAAAUGAAUCCAGAGGACAUUUACCAGAAGGUACAAGAAAAAAAAAAUUCUAAACCAUUCUGGUGUCGUGGUAAUUGUAAGGGCAGUGAAUGUACUAGAUCGUAUUAUAUAACUCUUGAGAACAAACCAGAUAUUUAUACAUCAGCAUUAUUUAUGAUGGAAAUCUCAGGUAUUGAAAAACAUAAUCCUGAAACUGAAACAAUGACUCGUCAGCUGCGUGGAGUUGAACGGUUAAAUGUCGGAGAGCGAAUAAAUAAUAUGGGACCUUUAGCAGUAUUUCGUGAACGUGUCGAAGCUGCUGAUGAAAACUAA